AUGGAAGGGAGAUGCCAGGGAGCUGGGGUGGGCGAAUACUAUUCUCGUUGCGAGUUGGAGAAGGCAGGGACCAAAAAUGUAACUAUUUCAAAUGCUCAUGUGACCGUUGGAGGACCACAGACGACACGACUAGCUCACGAAACGCUUAUGCGUGACUACUUUGUUGAAAACCCAAAGUUUGGCCCGGUUUGGUUUCGUGAAAGAUUUCAAAUGAGUCAAAGGUUGUUUUUAAAGAUUGUUAGUGAUAUUGAGCAACGUUUGGUUUACUUUCAAAAGCGUGUAGAUCGGUCGAGGAGAAAAAGUUUAGCUGCCAUACAAAAAUGCACAUUCGUGGUGGAACAACUCGGAACGAGCAACCCUCCGGAUAACUUUGAUGACUACUUGUGCAUGGCAGGGAGAACUUCUCGCGAAAGCCUUGAUCAUUUUUGCAGCGCGGUCAUCGAGGUCGCUCAACGAUAUCAAUAUCUUGAAUCAAUCGACAUUGUAUAUGAGGGCCGUCGUUACAAACGGGGCUACUAUGUUACCGAUGGAAUCUAUCCUAGGUGGGAGACUCAUGUCAAGGCAAUGCCAUAUCUGACUGAACCAAAUGACAAGAAGUUCAAGAAAGUACAAGAAUCGGCAAGAAAGGAUGUAGAGCGAGCGUUUGGUGUUUUGAAAAGAAAAUGGGGGAUUUUGAGUCGGCCAAUGCGAGCGAUGACAGUCGACAAGAUUACUAACAUCGUGCACGUGUGUAUUAUAUUGCACAACAUGAUUCUAAAGGAUGAUGGAAGAGCAAUGUCACCGGUUCGUUGUAUGGAUACGGGAGUUCAAGUGGUUUAUAACCACGAUGCAGUAGAUGAAAUAGAACAUGAAGAGGUUCAUCAUCGUCUUCGAUAUGAUCUUACAGAGCACGUUGGGAGACUAAAUUUAUCUCAUCUCGACGACCCGACGGCUCAACCAACAUCGAUUGCCGAGUUAUUUAUGUAG
This is a messenger RNA of Erigeron canadensis, 966 nucleotides long. RefSeq lists its product as uncharacterized. Lineage: Eukaryota; Viridiplantae; Streptophyta; Magnoliopsida; Asterales; Asteraceae. The record is from RefSeq and is a predicted model, not a curated record. The coding region runs from base 1 to 966 and encodes 321 amino acids. The transcript has 3 exons.